UGUUCACGUUUUACCAACGUCAUACACAGAGGUGACGCAAUCACUCAGAGACAACACAGACUGGCUGUGCUCAGGUUAAGUGUCCAAAGAAAAAGCCCUUAAUUUUAAACAGACGAUACAUUGAAGAUAAAUAGAAUUCGCCGAAACUGAUAAACAUGUAUUUGUAAAAGUGAAGCUAUAACUAGAAUGGCUUCUGCUUAAAUUCAGGAGAUAAAAAAAAAAUAUGCACUUCACACUCAGGAAUCAUGAGGAUACCAAAAUUAGCCAGUGUUUUUCUACUGCUGGUAUGUCUCGUUGUUUAUUUGACAUAUGUCAAGAAGCACAUUGACAGUAUGACUCCUUCAGACUCUAAAGACCCAAAUCAGUCUAGAAAUGGAAAGGAUGAGUUGUGCCAUUCAGAGGAAAGUAAUUUCCUAUAUGGGAUCAUGUUUGAUGCUGGAAGCACUGGAACAAGGGUGCAUAUCUUCAAGUUCAAGAAAACACCCAAUGGGGCUCCUAAAUUAGCACAUGAAACAUUUAAAGCUAUAAAACCAGGACUGUCACCUUAUGCUGAUGAUCCUGAAAAGUGCACUGCCGGAAUCCAAGAGCUUCUUAAUGUUGCUAAAGAGAAUGUUCCUUGUGACCUUUGGAAGAGCACUCCCCUUGUACUGAAGGCGACAGCUGGACUGCGUCUGUUACCUGGUCAAAAGGCUAAGCAGCUGCUGGAUAAGGUGAAAGAUAUAUUCCAGUCAUCACCCUUUCUCUCCAGAGAAGACUGUGUCAGUAUAAUGGAUGGCUCAGAUGAAGGCAUUUCAGCAUGGAUCACAGUCAACGUUUUAAUAGGCAACCUGCAUGGUCAGGAGCAAAACACUGUAGGAAUACUGGAUUUGGGAGGGGGCUCAACACAGAUAACAUUUGCUCCACGAGAUGAUAAAACAAUCCAAACCUCACCAAUAGACUUCAUCACAUCGUUUCAAAUGUUCAAUAACACCUUCUCGCUCUAUUCACACAGCUACCUGGGACUUGGUUUAAUGUCAGCAAGACUUGCCAUUUUGGGGGGGUUAGAGGGGAUGCCCUUGGAGGAAGGAAACACAUUGGUGAGCCCAUGCUUAGCACCGGACUAUGAAGAACAGUGGGAGCAUGCUGAAGUAGUUUAUACAAUCAAAGGGCAGAAAGCAGGAGAGCCCCUCUAUGAGUCCUGCUACAGCAAAGUGGAGAAAAUGCUCUAUAGAAAAGUUAAAAAGGCAGAAGAGGCAAAAGAUAUGGAUUUUUACGCGUUUUCAUAUUAUUACGACAGGGCUGUGGAUAUUGGUAUAAUUGAUGAAAAGACAGAUGGUAAUAUAAAAGUUGAAGAUUAUGAAGCAGCAGCCAAAAAAGUGUGCAAAAGUAUGGAAACUGAUCAAGGGAAGAACCCAUUCCUUUGUCUUGAUCUAACAUAUAUCGCGGCCUUGCUACAAGAACUGGGUUUUCCAAAGGACAAAGUCUUUAAGCUUGCAAGGAAGAUAGACAAUGUAGAAACCAGCUGGGCACUGGGAGCCACCUUCCAUUACAUUGAAUCCCUUCACAAACACUGAUGAAGGACUAGUUUGUGCAAUAAUGUAGAAGCAUCUUAUUAAGAACCGUUUUUACAUUUAUGAAACAUUUUGUUAAUGUUUUGUUUUUGUAACAAUUUAUAUUACUAUUUUUCUCAUUUAGAAAAUACAGCAGAUUGCUUUAUUGUUAUAUAUGUGUAAUAUAUAACAAUUUUGUAUAAACACACACACACACACACACAGGGUUAGAAACUAACAGCAUUGUGGUACUCCUACCUUUUGAAACUUGCAAGUCCUGAUGUGAAGUGCCUAAGUUGGAAUCAACAACAACAGUUGGGGUCCCUAAAACUAGGCUUACAUUUUAUUUUCCUAAAAAAUAAACACCGUUAUAAAUUUUAAUUUAUUGUUUAUUUUUUGUUAUUUUUUUUUAACAAAAGGCACCUUGGUAAAUGCUCCUACGGAUCGAUCAAUAAUCUGUUUGCACCUUGUUACUGAGCGAUUACUGUACUGUGUGCUGAAAAACUGACACUGACGGCACAAAACGGGAUGAUAGAGUGAUGAAAUAAUUGAAUUACUAACUACAAUAAUUAAUGUACACACGCAGUCUUCACUAAAGUCACAAUUUAAAGACAGUAUGCUUCACUGUAGCCCUCGAGAUGAAAUUGUUAGCUAGGUGGCUACAUUUAAUUAAUUUUUUUUUUUUAAUUAGCAGUGGGAGAAAACCACUUCAGCAAGUACAGUAGAAUCUGCCAGAACUGGUGGACGCUGAAUCUACUAGGUUGGAUAUUAAGGACAGCAUAACAAAUACAAAAGAAAAACAAGGGAAAACGCAGAUCUUUUCAAGAAAGCUGGGAGACUUUGUAUAAAUUGUAUGGGAGAUGAAGGGAGGUUUCAUUUCUGAGUGUCUGUUUUGUAAGCAUUAUGAAUGCUUAUUCACCACUGCUACAACCCAUUAGAAAAUUGACUUUCCUGCAUUUUUUUAACGCAACACUGUGAAUGUGAGAGCAUAUGUGUACAUUUGUUUUAAAAAACAGACAUCAACUAGUCCUCAGAUUUAAUUAGCCUCGGACGAACAUGAUUUUCUAACCCUGUGAAUGUACUAUAUACUCCUAAUACCAUGGUGCUAAACAUAAUCAACAUCUCUUUGUUUAAGAAGAGUGUUAAUUUUAUGUUUAGUGUGUUGUGUGUAAUUGUAUAACAAUUAUUUUAGUUUUGAAUUUGAAAGUUAUCAGAUAAAUUUUGUAAUCUGGCAAAAGCUAUUAUUUUAUUUUAGUAAUGCAUUUAUUUCUACCAAUUAUUUGUACCAAUUAUAUGAAGGAUAUUCUGCCAAAACAUC
This is a messenger RNA of Acipenser ruthenus (sterlet), 2847 nucleotides long. RefSeq names its product ectonucleoside triphosphate diphosphohydrolase 6-like. Bases 246 to 1553 code for a protein of 435 amino acids. Gene Ontology annotation, molecular function: UDP phosphatase activity; GDP phosphatase activity. The transcript has 14 exons. Gene Ontology annotation, biological process: nucleoside diphosphate catabolic process. The record is from RefSeq and is a predicted model, not a curated record. Gene Ontology annotation, cellular component: membrane; Golgi apparatus. NCBI's taxonomy places the organism in Eukaryota, Metazoa, Chordata, Actinopteri, Acipenseriformes, Acipenseridae.